Pararge aegeria (speckled wood butterfly) is the source of this 1388-nucleotide messenger RNA. Its product is annotated as probable isoaspartyl peptidase/L-asparaginase GA20639. Gene Ontology annotation, molecular function: asparaginase activity. Bases 349 to 1347 code for a protein of 332 amino acids. Lineage: Eukaryota; Metazoa; Arthropoda; Insecta; Lepidoptera; Nymphalidae. The record is from RefSeq and is a predicted model, not a curated record. The transcript is spliced from 8 exons.
UAUGGUGAUAGUAGUCUGUGAUAGUAGCUGUACUAGCUGGUAGUAGUAUCCUCAUCAUAUUAAUCUGUGGGUGAUUACAUCACAAGUAAUAAAAUAGGAAAUCGUUAGUACCUACUUUACUUUAUCUAGAUCAAAGGGAAUAUUUUCCUCACAUCACAAGCGUAUGAAGAGGAUGAGAUACGAUAAGAUAACCGUACACACCUAAAUAUCGACCUCUUGAUCAGAUCGCAACAAAGUCUUUAAUAAUUAUUACAAUACACUUGUGUAAGAUCAUUUUUUUAUUAGUAUAGCCAAGAGAAGACCUCAGGCAAAAUUAUUUUGCUUAGUUAGAAGCAAAAUAAGCGAGAAAUGCAUUCGAUUACAUUAUGGACUUCACUGUUGUUUCUGAUUAACGGGUACUUUGCAAUGGAGCCAAUAAUAUUAAUCCAUGGUGGCGCUGGAGAUAUUCCUCAAAACCGUGUAAAAGGUAAACUAGAUGGAGUUAAAGUUGCAGUGAUUGCCGGUCAUAAAAUAUUAGCACAAGGUGGAAGUGCGUUGGAUGCAGUUGAAGCAGCCGUUUUAUCUAUGGAAGAUGAUGAAAACUUCAACGCUGGUUAUGGAUCGGUUUUAAAUUUACGUGGUGAAGUGGCCAUGGAAGCAAGCAUAAUGCGCGGAGAAGAUCUCAACGCGGGGGCAGUAACGCUGGUUAAAGACUUUCCUCAUCCUAUAAGCAUCGCAUAUAAGGUUCUUACUGACUCUCCACAUUCAUUUAUAGGCGGAGAAGGUGCAAAAUUAUUCGCAUUAGACAAGGGUUUCACAACUGUUCCUCCGGAGAGCUUAAUUUCUGAGAAUGCAAAAAAUGCUCUUGAAGAAUUUUUACAACAUGGCGAAUUAGGCAGAACUGAGAUUGGUAUGAAGAAUGAGGGUGGUGUAGGAACUGUGGGUGCUGUGGCGAUAGAUAAAUAUGGGCACAUUGCUGUUGCCACAAGCACAGGAGGUAUGAGUGGCAAAGCUGUGGGGCGUAUUGGCGAUACGCCAUUAAUUGGUAGUGGAACUUAUGCAGAUGAUAACAUAGGUGGAGUUUCUACUACAGGACAUGGCGAGUCUAUUCUCAAAUAUUGCUUGGCUCAUAGCAUUAUUAAACUAAUGGAAAAUGGUACGGAUGCCAACACUGCAACUAAAGAAGCAGUUACUGGAAUGACCAAUCGCCUGAAAAACACCGCAGGCGCCAUUACAUUAUCCAAAAAUGGUGACGUUGGCAUUUAUUUCAGCUCAAAGAGAAUGUCCUGGGCUUAUAUUAAAUCAAACAAAAUAUUCUAUGGAAUAGAACAUAACCAAAUUCUGGAAGAUGAAUAUCGUCCAUCAUAAGAUAUAAAAGCAUAAUAUUAUUAUAUAUACCUAGGUAUCAU